AUGAACAAAGUUUACGUAUUGGGAAACGUUUCUUUGAGCUGUCAGGCGCUUCGGGGUAACAAAGCGAGGAGUCAGACCCCGUUAAAAGUGCUUAUUGGAUCAGAAGUCAGUCUUGGAGAUCUGAAUGAAGCCGGAAUUACUUCAAGCCAGGGUACUCUUUCACCCACUAUACUCGACUUCAUCGAGGGCACCCGCGUCUACCUUGAGUCGUUGAACGAACCCUCUGCGAUGGUAGUGACUAUGUUCAGCAGCAACACUGCCUCUGCUACUACCACUGUUGGCGUUGGACUCGGUGGAUCUACGACGGUCGUAGCCCCCUCUUCCUCUGUUACUGCCGUGACUGCUUCUUCCCUCUCCUCCGCUACCACCACCGCCGUCGCCACAUCUAUCAACUCCCCCGUUGUCGCAGCUCCUGGUGGCGGAAUGGUAGUUGGAACGGUCGCGACUUGCGGUGUGCCCGGCGCACCGACAUCCAAUGUUGUCGGUGGUGUUGGUGGAGGUGUUAGUGGUAGUGGUGGUGGUGGAGGAAGUGGUGGCGGGGCUGCAGGGGUGAGCGGAGGUUCCGCGCAGAAUCCUUCUGUGGCUGCUGCCACCACCACACCCUCGGCAACUGCUGCUGCUUCUGCAGCCCCCGCACAUGCUCCCACUGGUGUGGAUCCGAUAGUGAUAACGGAAAUGCGACUUUACUUUUGUGUUUUUAUAAGGGAUCUUAUUCGUCACUUGCCGCGUGAACGGCGACAGCGACUCUUGCCUCCUGCGAUUCGACGCAAUCUGGUUCUUCUCAUCGCACGCUGGAGUGGCUUCUAUGAGCACAUGCACAAUGCCAGAGACAUCAAAUGGGGUCAACCACCCUGGAUUGAUCAUUUGUCUGGCUCCCUAACCGAGAGCAAGCACCCUAAUCCUCCACCCCCACCUCCUCCGCCUCCCGCGGGUAUGGAUCAGGUCAUCUCCGGUGAUCUGGUUCUCUCCAUCUCUGGAGUGCAUCUGGACUCCACGCCCCAGGAUCCCUUUAUCGCCGCUUCCUUCCUCUAUAACUCCAUUUGGCUGGAGUUACUCUGGUACGCUAACCAGUCUAUUGCUGCACUGGUCUGCUGCGGCGCCAUCUACGACACCUUCGCCCUAUUCACCGUUCCCACUGUCACCAAUCGGCUUGCUGAGGUUUUCGACGCCAGUCUAAGUGGUUCGGGGGUGGGGCACCAGCUCCACCAAACCUCCACUAAUACCUCCACCACAGCUGGCACAGGCGCUGCUACUUCUACCUCAUCAUCCAACGCCGCCUCUUCCGUCACUGUGGUGGAGGAUGAAUGCGGUCCACUGACCCUGUCUACUGUAGCCACUACCCCACUUGUCUCCAAUUCUGCGCAGGCUCUGAGCUCUACUGUUAUCACCACACCGCCAGGAUCGGGAUUUUCGUCAUCAGGAGGGCAACCGGCACCAGGGUACAUCUUUCAUUGGUUGAAGGGGCUGUUGCUGUGUCGGGACGGAAAGCUCAGUAUAUCGCCGUGGUUGUGGGGCCUACCGGUGGUUAAUUUUGGGGUCUGUUCAACGGCUCUCAAAGGCCCACAUGCCAAGACGGGAGUGCAGAAUGUUCGGUUGGAGGAUAAUUUAAGAUCUAUUGUAAUUGCCGCAGCAGCGGGCCGCCGGUUGGACUCGCUCUUUCGUCAACUAGGGGAAGAGACUUUGGUGAUUCUACUGGAUAUGAACUCGGACCUCCCAGGCCUUCUGGAGGCCCUCAUUAAUCAAUGCUACACCGGUUCAUUGAAUGCUAUCCAGGCUUUUUUCGUUAUCAUCACACAACAUUUCAUCAAAAAUCCCAAAACGCAUUGUGACAAGUUUGUUAUGCUUACACUGGCCAUGGUGUUCUCCGAACACUCCGUGCCUGUGAUUCGCGAACACGCCGUAUUUCUUCUACAAACUCUCUACUACCAUUUCUUCCUUCUGCCUGCUCGGGAGCUUCACCAACGCAUGCAUCCGGAAUGUAAACAAAUGAUCACAUCAACCCCGGUAGCGGGUGAUUCUGAUGAACUGAACGACAGCCAAACAGAAUUAUGUCUAUCUGCGCUAGCGGACGAACUACUCUGGCGUGAGAUUAGUCACUGGAAGCCCUGCGAUGUUCUCAGGCAAUUUUGUGCUCAACAUCCCACCUGUACACUUCCCAUGAUAUCCGGUAAAUAUCCCGCAAAGCGAAGUCUUUCUACCUUUUCUCGCUCUAAUUUACCUUUGGUUCGGUCCGUUGCAGAAAUUUGUCGACGUUUAGCAACAGCUUCCAGUGAGGUGCGAUGUCGUCUGAUCAAGUUGUUGCACUACUGGACCAUCAACAUUGAACUGGUCGAUUUAUUCGCCCUAGGCUAUAGUGGCAAAAACAAUACACCACGUGGCCUUGGCGAUGGUUUCAUGGAGACUUACUCCGGUUGUCCUGAAGAUACUUCCACAGUCGCGACUCUGGAACCCAUAUCUCUAUCAGGAAAGAUUGAUGUGGUAACCACCUCGGGACCUAGUUCUGGCUCAGAGGUGGAUGAGGAGGAUGCUAACAGACAACACUCCUCCUCCGCCUCUUCUGAUUCCUCCGCGUCAUCAUCUUCGGCUUCUUCAUCUGUUUCAUCCUCGGAUUCUUCUUCCUCUUCCUCUUCCCAUUCAUCAUCAAUUUCUACGGGCUCUUCCAAUAUCGAUUCCGGUGAAUGUGGUUCCAGUGCGGCAGCGACGUCAAAUGUGGCGGUACUGAGAAAGCCUCAACGUGAACACAAGUCUAGUCAUCGGCCCUAUCGCAAUCAUGAAGACACUCGUCGAAGUAAUCAAAGACGCAUUUCGGACCAGUCAUCGAAACCCGAAAUCGAAGGGGAGAGGCAGAAAGCAAGCGAGCUGUGGGCCAGUGUUCCGCUCACGUUGCGAAGAUCUGGAUGGGGAUGCUUAAAGGCAACCAAGAUGGUGCUGAACAACUUCUUCUACCUCACCAUCCGCUUUGCAAAUGAGCCUAGUGAAGCGUCAGUUCUGGAAGAUCUCUGGGUUUUUCUCAUACGUUACCGACCAGCGAAUCUGCGGUUCAUUCUACGCUACCUCAUUGUCACUGCUUCUCUAGCUCCAGCCACACUUUGCUCUCACGUGAACCGCGUGGUCUCCUUCCUUGCAAAUGAGGAUCCUUCUAGUGUAGUGGAUGUGCUGAUGACCGAGCUGCAGACUAUCGACGGCGCAGGUCUCAUGAUCGAGCCCUCACCCUUCCCACCCUUUUUCCACAUCGCCCUCCUCUCUGACCUCACGGAGCACAAUUCCGCCGCCUCUACUAGUGCUACUAAUGCUGCCACUACCACCGCUGCGAGUGUAUUGACGGUCGCCGGGACAGAGUGCAGACAGCGCCUGACUAAUCCCUCCGAAGCCAUUACCUUCAGCCAGAGGAACAGUGAGGUUCAUGGACUCCUUGCUGAUGGUGGCAGUGUGACGACCGUCGAUGCGGAUCAUCAGGCUGCAAGUGUUCGACCAGUGUCCGCCUGCAGUGGUGGCUGGCAGUUGAAUGGAGGCGGCGAUGAAAGUACCAUUAUCUCAACAAAAUCCACCGUUGAGCCCUCUUCGCUCGCUAAUACCACCUCAGCCAUCUCCCGUCUCACCAAUCGCUUUGCAAGCAGCGCCACCGCAAUGGGUCGUCGGGCUCUCCGAACUGCCCUCCAUCCUGGUGGCCUUCGACAAUCCAAGGCCUCUGUCAAUCAUGAUCAGGAACAGCCUCAGGAAAUUGACAUUGAUUCUCUUGAUGGGGAGGUGGAGGAGGAAUGUGGGAUGGUGCGGACAACUGCCGACACCAUGCCGACGCCGCAGAACCAAAUUACUACCACUGCCGAAGCUCUUAUCACGGCGAGGAGUCAAACCCUACCCUACACGGCUGCCUCGCGUGAGAGAUACAGUAAACAGGCCAUUGUCGGUUUGGAUGGAACUCCUUUAAGCCGGCCAAGCCGUCUGCGAAAGAUCCUCUCUCGUCGCCGCGCGGGUGGAGGUGACAAGGGUGGCGGACGGAGAAACCCCUUUCGAUCUAUAUUUCGUAGUAGUGGUAGUGGUGGCGGUGGCGGAGGAAGCGGUGGUUGUGAUGAUGCUAUUAAAACUGAAAUUGUGACAAAGGUUUCGAAUAGUGCUCGCCUCUACACCACCUCUCUGCCUCCGAAUCUGGCAUCGUUACAGCCUCUUCCACUACCACUACACUCGCAUUCAAUCUCCCACAUCAACGACUAUCGGAGAAAGCAUAAAGGUGGUCGACGCAGACGCUCCUCACCGCGUAAGCUACGCCGUCACCAUGGAAGCAGUCGUGGUGGUGGUGAUGUUGAUGUGAAUCAACGAGCAGAGGUUCCUUUUUCCAACACGGGCCUACUUUUGCAACAGCCUCUACCGAUGCCGAAGGAGGGGAGUGUCUACCAUGCACCCUUGUGUGAUUGGCUAACAGAGCCCUUUGUGACCAAUGGCUCCCUUGUGUUCAGCGGAAUGUGGUCUCCUACGGGCGCAAGGUCGCCGUUAGUUCUUGUGCUAGUGGGAGAGAUACUAAAGUCGCAUAAUAAGCAUCGAGUGGCGUGGCGUAAGCAUAUGCCUCUUCUUCUGCUCUGUCUGUUUCUUGGAUUGGACCACUGCCGACCCUUGGUGCAGGAGGAGAGUAAACAGCUAUUGGUGAACAUGCUGCGCGUUAUAUGCCCUCGCAUAGACCUUCUGCGUCUCCUCUCUCUCCAGCUGGAAAUCGACUCUCAAUGGAUUGCUCGCGCCAUGAACAGUUUCUCCUUGCGUGGCCCUCAGUUCUGUCUCACCCUCGAUGAUGGUCCAUCUGUGCCAAAGUUCUACCUGCCUGCACCCACGGACACUCCACUUACCGAGAUCUCAGCCUGUCCCACGUGGGCCACCUAUUGUGUGCCCGCUUCCUCCUCCAUUGGUGCACUCACCAUAGUUGGAACAUCUGUAGCCCCACCUGCCUUCGCUGCCUCUGCCACCCCGCCGAGUGGUCUUUCGCCCCUCACCGAUGCUCCGCCUCUGACUGUCACUACCGCCACCACCAGUGGUGGCGGAAUCAUGUCGCGCUCCUCGCUAGUCGCUCAGCAGACUGUCGGGGCGCGACCAAGCUACGUGUUUGGCUCCACCUACAGCCUCAUGAGCACCGCUACUCUCAUCCCCGCGGGUCUAUCGGCGGAGCAGGAGUCAAAGCGGCGCUCGAUAGUACUGAGUGACCUGCCGCCUCCACCGCCUUCAUCUCAGCCUCCAACUUCCUCUGCUCAGAUGGUAGGGGCGGUAGCGGAUAAGGCGUUGGCAGUGUCGGCAAACGAGAUGGUGGUAGUCGCGGCGCCGUACGACUGUGAAUCGAAACAUUUGCAACAGGCAGCGAAAAGGAUUGGCCAGCUUCUAGAGGAAGUUCAAGACCGCUCCAUCUGGACCUGGGAGGACAUCACACCGAGCCGAUUUCAGCAAGUCACACUCGUGACUCUCCGCUCUAUCCUUCCUCCUUAUCCACCAACAUCACCACAACAACCAUGCAAGUCAAUUCUCCUCCUCCGCUCUGCCUGCUUCCUCGAUCGCUUCGUUCGCUGCGUGGCGGAGGCUUUUGCUGAAGCGGAGGCGGGUUGUCGGUGCGAGGAAGCUGCCUCUUGUCUGCGCUGUCACCAUGGCGCUCCUCACCGCCACCCCUACGACGGAGAAGCUGACGAAGUGGACACUGACAACCUUGGCGUCAGUGGCGAUCCGAGUGCUGAGGGUUCGGCACUUUUCCUCUUCCUCCGCUCCGGGUGCACGGUCACGCGGUUCUCCCAGGCCGCCUUCAAUAUGGGCAUCACGUGUCCCAAUCGUCACUAUGCGAGUCGGUCCCUACAAAUUUAUCGCGCAUUAGAUGCUCAGUUGGAUAAAAAGAGCCUCUCAGAGGUGUUGGUGCGACUGGUUGAGUCGGUGUCAGAUGCCAAUGAGGAAGUGCAGGGCUACAUGGUUGAGUUAUUCCUCACCCUGGAGGCAGCAGUGGGCCACAUUCAGUACCGGGGGACGGUGCUCUCCUCUUCCACCGCCACCAACAUUGGUCAGUUUGCUACUCGCAGUCGGUCUUCCGCACCCGACUCUCCAUUGAUCACCUCGAAGCCGCCGCAACCGCCUCAGUCUGCAUCGCCACUCUUGUUGGCACCGCAGGCACCAUCAUCUACACCCCCUGUGCAUGAGCGUCGUCACUCGCGUCGGGGCUCCUCUUCCUCUGUCUCCAGCCUCCUCGGUUAUCCUUCUGGCAUCGCUGGUACUGCGGCUGUGUCCGCCCCGUCGUUAGUUCCGAUGCAACCGACCGUUGGUCUGACUGUACCCCCAAUUAAGCGACCGCUAAUGCCACCGCACGCUGAGGCGGUGAGUGAGGAGACAGACGUGACCCCCUUGGCAGCACUGUCGAUGUCGACGGUGGGUCCUGUGAAACCCACUCCAAACGCAAUUAGAUUCUCUAAUAGCACUGGAGCAGCAACUGUAGUGACAAACGAUUCGAGGUCCAUCUACGAGGAUCCGGUGACAGAUUCCUCUACAGUCGGAACUUGUCGCCUGGCUCCCGAAGAGCAAGCCGACUUGUUGGCGGGCAUCUUUUGGAUUGGCGUAUGUCUUCUUGACUCUGAUUACGAGUAUGAGUAUCUCGCGGGUAUUCGCCUUCUCUCCCGUCUCCUUCCUUGCGUCUGCUCUCUCUCAAACACCGCUUCCACUGCUACCAUCACCACCACAAACUCUUCCAACAAUCGCAAGUGGACGCCUCAACAACAGCAGCAGAACCUUCCAAGUCUCCACGAUCACGUCCUAAAACUAUUUCAUCGCCUCAAAUGGACCGCCGGCACCGAGGAUGGUGACUACCCAGGCCUCCUUGGUCUCCUCCUCAAGGGAUGCUUCUCUUCCACAUUGAUCGAUACCUCCUGUCGCCUCUUAGUCCACCUCAUCCUCGCGGUUAAAUCACCAAUAGUGGAUCCCAAUGCGGAGACCCGGCAAUAUCGUCGAGCUGCGAUGAGUGGUACUUCUUGUUCUACGGGGAGUAGUACUUCCUAUCCUGGAAGCCUACCCAGUCUAGUGAUUGCUCUUCUACCCAUGCUGUUAACUGCGUGGGAUGAGGACCCCGAUAGUCCUACUUCAACUAUCCCAGAACCUGCAAUUCCUGCUGCGGAGGUGUGUGAGGCAUGUGCAGAAGGCUUGGGAAGUCCUGCGGUGGCUUCACCUUUUUCAUCACCGUCUUCAUCCUCGCCACCACCCCCUCUGGGCUCGUGGGUACAUAGGAGUGUGGUCCUCUCGGAGACCGCAGUGCCCUCGCCUUCAAGUGGACUGCUCUCUCUUAUCACUGCUAUCCUUGUUUCUGGUGCUGUGGCUAAAAAGGCACCUCAGCUGAGACCACGGAAUCCCAUUUGCGUUCUGGUGAGCAUUACUGAUGCUUAUAUUGAUUUUAGCAGUAUUGACGGUUUGACUGAACUUAGAAACCUCAUUCGUGUUUUUUUGAUGCCGAAAUUCCCGUUUUCAAAAACGAAACAGCUAGUUGUUAUUUUCGGUCUGUACGCAGCUUGGCCAUCUAAGCUACAUGUGAAUUGUCGAUUUGUUGCCUAUAGCAGCAUUGCUGGAAUCUCCGUUAGAGAUAUUGAAUCAAUGCUUAUGAUUCCGAUUGGCAAGUGCAAUCAGUUGGUAGAAAUGUUGAAUGAGGCGGCGGAGCAGCUGGCAGAGCUGGCGGUACAGACGGACGCCUAUCGAUUCAACAACUUCGCCAUUGUCCUACGCCUUUACUCUAAUGGAACCUUCUCGAGGGAUGUGAACCAGUGGGCUAAAUGCGUCACCCGCUACCUCAUGGAUGGCUGUGCUGGUCUUGGGCCACGGAUUCUCACCUUUCUAACUGCGUUUUUGACUCUGGGACCACCCUGCGUCCAACUCUCACUGUUGCACUUCGGGUACUGGUUUUUGCAAACAGUGGAACUUAAUCAAUCGGAAAUGAGCAGUCGCAUCCGGGCCUUCAUCACUGCCACCUCCGAGCGUUUUGUCAAUACACCGUUAUGGCCAGAAGUAACCCUCCUCUACCAAGUCGUGGUCGCUCGCUCCGCAACCCUCACCGCAGCGCCCAGUAAUCCCGAGGUCUACACUCUCCCGGGACUUGAUCCCUCCGGGAGCGGGCGAGUUUUGGACAGUAUUGCUGCAGCUGCUGCCGCUGCCGUUCCUCUACCCGAGGCGGAACCCCAACGCAUCGCUCUGGCUGGUCGCGUGCUCGAUUUCGAUAGCAGUGUCCUUCAAUCCGCACCACUCAUUGCCGGUGGUCGUGGACAGACCUCGCCUCGCCCUGGUGCCGCUUCUGCCACUGACCAGAGUCAGCAUCGGUCGCCUGCACGCACUGCACAUCUAGUGGAAGCAUGUGGUCUCUCUGCCUCCUUUUCUUCUUUCUUCCGCCUUGGCGCCUGGAAGACACCCUGGAAUCGACAGGCUCGGCUCCGAGGGCUGUUUACGAAUCUCCUGAACUGCUACGGAUCGGAGUUGGAUCAUUUAACGGCCCCAAGGAGUCCAUCUAAUUCUUCAAAACAGAAGGUGAUAUUCAGUCAGUCUACGGAGACUUUAGAUCGUCAGCUGAGCAUGCAUUCGAGCAGUGAAACAAACUCCAUUAAUGAUGCCAGCAAUCCUGACGACGGUCAUUUAGAUGACACUAGCAGUGCAGAGCGUGCUGCAGUUUUCCAUGACCUGGACACCUACCUGGACGCCCAGUUGAUGAACAUCAACUUCCUCGAUUUGCCUGACGCAGCCUGGCACCAACUUAUGUUUAUGGUGCGGCGAAAGCCCGAUGCUUUUAGACGUAAGCCUUCCAGCAAGACUGUAGUCUUUGCGGUUCUGAAGACUGAGAGCAUACAAAUUCGGAAGUACCCCUUAUUAGAAGAUUUGAGAAGUUGUUACCACGGCAGUUACUAUGGUACCAUCCUGCACUCACAACAACUUCUUGUUUUGGUUGAGGAGGACCAAUCACGAUGCCCAUGGGGCGUGCGCGGCCAUUCCAUCACCUCCCAUACCGAGUUCCACGAAGAAGGUGAUGAUCAACAACAGUCAGAACCACAGCUGCAGUCCCAGGGGCAACAGCAACAAACAAACCAGCCUUCUAACCUUUUCAGUGUCGGCGAAGAUAGUAGUCUUCCAAACACUACCAUCGCCACUGGGGAGCCAUUUGUUAUCUCUCCACCAGUUUGCUCACAACCUCAACGUCAGCUUCCACAUGAAGGUGAGGAGCUUGAAGUGGAAGACGUAGAGGAAGAAGAGGAAGACGAGGAUGACGAUGAGGAGGAGGAGGAGGAGGAGGAGGAGGAGGAGGAGGAGGAGGAGGAGGAGGAGGAAGAGUUAGAGGGAGAAGGAGGCGACUUUCUGGCUGUCGCCUUGCCGACAGUGCCAGAUGCGGUGGCGGAACGACAGUCACAGCUCUCGCUGCAACUUUCCGCUUCAUCCUCCGCCGCACCCGUCGCAGCCAUAGAUCCUGCGCCAAAUGUCGCACUACUAGCUCCCUCAACGCUCCAUCGGAGAUUUAAUUCACAGCUCCUGGUUGCAUGGACCUCGCGGGAUGAGAGUCCAGUCAAGUGGCUAACGGAUGCGUCUCCUACGGCUGACGUGACUGUUGGCACUGUUUCGAACAUCAGUCCGACCAUGCAAGGAUAUCAGAUAGCUCCAUCGAUAGAUUCACGAAAACUGACUCUCUCGAUACAACCGCAAGCGGUAUGCUCCCGGCGACGUCGACGGGCUUUGACAACGUUUGGUGGAUCUCUGGACUCCCUACCCGGUCAGACCAACGGGCAGCCCACUGCAGUUUUCAAGCGCGGAUCUUACGCUGUGCCCAAAAGCUUCCAGCGAUCUUCCUCCACAUCGUCCUUUCUCAAGAUUCCCACCAUCACAUCCAACGGCGUGCCAGACGUCAUGGAGGCCCCUAUGCCACCGGUAAAACCGCCACGCCGACGCCGACGCUUCGAACGCAGUCUAGAGUUAGGAACUCAGCAGCCACCUAACCUGUCUUCGAGAAUGUCCAGAAGCAGCUGCGCUCUCGUAUCUCCUCCUGAAGCUGACAAAGCUUCUUCCACAGCUGGUAUCACUCCUGAACAACUACUAAUUCCAUUUGUUGAUCUGGUUCUUUUUUAUCAGACGCCAUCGGAAACUGCCUGGACGACCUGCCAACGUCAGCUUAAGUCUCUUCAGCAGUCAUCGAUGCGAGUAAUAAUGACUAGUGCACAGGCUGAUCGUCUACGUCUUUUGUUGACCAGUUUAAGGAACACCUUUUCGGGUAUGCUUCGUCGCACAACUCUCCAGGCUGUGGAACUCGCAAAUUUGGCCUUCUUUCGAUGUCCACCGAGCAGCGAUCUUGAUUCCGAAAUUCGGAUCUCUAAUUUAAACAAAAUUGCCGCCAUUAUGGGCGAUGCUCUUCCCGUGCCCUUCUUUGCAAUUCAUCCCAACAGCGUCUCUCUUAUCGAUGAGCAUUCUGUGAGUCUGUGUCUGGAACUCAGCACGACCUACGAGGAAUGGGAGGAGGCGAUGCGGAAACUCGCUACGACCUGCAAAUCCACGGCAGCAUCUGACUGGCUACAGGUUCGUUUCACUAUCAUUGAUGCCUCUGAAAUAAUCACCGCUAUCACCAAUACCACCCACGAACGCAUCUGCCGCGACCUUCAGGAGGUGCUUCAACGCCUGCUACUCUUCUUCCGUUCCUCUGCUGAUCUCCUCACCUCUGCGUACCGUCACCUUGUGGACUCGUCGGUCGGCGUGACCGACUUCUCCGCCUCCGGCGUGGAGCCGCUCUUUGCCCGACUGCGACCCUACAUCCUCACACCUCCACCGUCAUUGCCACCUAACUCUCAAGAAGUCGGAGGGAUGGAGGCGUGGAGAGCACGGUGUGCGCGACUAUUGCUGUGGCCUCCGUAUAAUUCUUUGCGCUCUGAAGAGGUGGAUGCUAAGCGUGCCCUUGCGAUAUAUGCUGCGGCUAUGAAGUCUACAGCCCCUAUUUCAAUGGAUGACAUUAUGACCGUCUUGGAAGCCUGUUGUGAACAUCUGUGGACUGGGGCGAAUUGUAAUUCCGGCGUGGCGCUGAUCUUCGCACAAGGUCGGGCUAUCGAAUUGCGCCGAUUUGAGGCGUUUGCGGUGGCGUCAAAGAAGACAUCGACGCUCUUUUUCACCACCGACGACUUUCUUGCUUCCGACGGUGAGGCAACAUUGCCGCCACUGGAAUUUGUUGGUCGACUUCUGCGACUUCUCGAAGCUUAG
This is a messenger RNA of Echinococcus granulosus, 11208 nucleotides long. RefSeq lists its product as hypothetical. Lineage: Eukaryota; Metazoa; Platyhelminthes; Cestoda; Cyclophyllidea; Taeniidae. The transcript is spliced from 33 exons. Bases 1 to 11208 code for a protein of 3735 amino acids. Gene Ontology annotation, biological process: neuron projection development; cell morphogenesis. The record is from RefSeq and is a predicted model, not a curated record. Gene Ontology annotation, cellular component: site of polarized growth; cell cortex.